Molecule: messenger RNA, 1902 nt
Organism: Ricinus communis (castor bean)
Lineage: Eukaryota; Viridiplantae; Streptophyta; Magnoliopsida; Malpighiales; Euphorbiaceae
Product: probable LRR receptor-like serine/threonine-protein kinase RKF3
Exons: 1
Coding region: 1-1902 (633 amino acids)
Biological process (GO): protein phosphorylation
Molecular function (GO): ATP binding; protein kinase activity
Source: RefSeq, a predicted model, not a curated record
AUGUCCCCUUCUCAAUCCAGUUUGUUUCAGUUGGUAUUAUUAGUAUUCUUGUUAGCAUUGUUUUCCAACCUCUCUUUUGCAACUGCUAGUUUACAGAAACUGUCUAAUAGAAGCCUUGCUGAGUCUUCCUGUCCAUUGAAAUAUAAUGUUCUUCGUGAUCUUGCCAAGGAAGCUCCACCGAGGCUUGCGCUCGUCGACGUGCCUACUCAAUGUCAAUAUAUGCAGAAAGGGAUUCUUCUCGUUCGAUCGGAAUAUCUUCGAACUCAUGGCUACUUUGUUCCUCCUCCUGACACGGUCCAGCCAUGCUGGGGGUUAUAUCGCAAGUUAGUUGGCCAGUACUUGCAUGACUUCGAUAUACAAACCACUUGUGGGUAUCAUCCUGAAUGGAUUUCGAAGACUUUUAAUAAUAUUACAACGCGGCAACAGUUUGAAAGCAAAAUCCCAUUUCCUGAAAUGCAAGAAAUGAGGCUUGCUUGUAACCAUUCUUUGGAAAAUAGCUCUGUUUGUCAAUCUUGUUUGCAGAAGCUGUUGAGUCUUGAGAAACUGUACCUUCAGAAUCCAAAACUUAAUAAUGUAUCUAAUGCUUCUGAUUAUCUGUUUAUGUACGCAGCAGCUUUUAGCAGUGAGCUUGGACCGAGUGAUCCAGCAACUGCCAAUUGCUUGUUCAGGCUUGAAUUCUCGGGCCGGCUCACCUCCAAUAAGAAGCACAAGUCUGUAAUUUCUGGUGUUGUUUUGGGUUGCGUUAUCGGUGUCGUGGGUGCCUCUGUUGCUGUGUGGUUGUUCUGGAUGCUGCACAAGAAAUUUGAGAGAAAAAAGAAUAUUUCUGUUACUAAAGAUGAGACUAGUUUGGACUUUGGCUUUGGACUGCACAGAAGAAGUACCAAUUUAGUCAAAUUCAAGAUCGAUGAAAUUAGGAGUGCUACAAUGAAUUUCUCCAGGAAUUAUAUUAUUGGGAAAGGAGGUUUUGGCAAUGUUUACAAGGGGAUAUUACCUGAUGGAUCUGAAGUUGCAUUCAAGAGAUUCAAGAACUGUUCUGCUUCUGGUGAUGCAACUUUUGCACAUGAAGUGGAAAUCAUUGCAAGUGUUAGGCAUGUCAAUCUUGUUGCUUUAAGAGGCUACUGUACUGCAACAGUUCCCUUAGAAUGUCACCAACGAAUCAUCGUCUGUGAUCUGAUGCAGAACGGAAGCCUACAUGACCAUCUAUUUGGAUCAGAAAUGAAGAAGCUAAGCUGGCCAAUUCGUCAGAAGAUCGCACUUGGAACAGCUCGCGGAUUGGCUUAUCUACACCAUGGAGUUCAGCCUGCAAUCAUCCAUAGAGAUAUAAAAGCAAGUAACAUACUUCUGGAUGAGACAUUUGAACCCAAGGUAGCAGAUUUCGGCCUGGCAAAGUUCAAUUCACAAGGUAUGACACAUUUGAGCACUAGGGUAGCAGGGACUCUUGGCUAUGUUGCUCCAGAAUAUGCCUUGUAUGGUAAAUUAAGUGAAAGAAGCGAUGUUUACAGCUUUGGUGUUGUGCUUCUUGAGCUUCUGAGUGGAAGAAAAGCAUAUGUAAACUGUGAAGGAGAAGUUUCUCUGCUGACAGAUUGGGCCUGGUCGCUAGUAAAAGAAGGGAGAGCAUUGGAUGUUAUUGAACAUAACAUGCCUGAAAUGGACUCGCCAAAAAUAAUGGAACAGUAUGUGCACAUAGCUGCCAUUUGUGCUCAUCCAAUAUUAUAUGCCAGGCCAACAAUGUAUCAGAUUGUCAAGAUCCUGGAAACCAACCUGCUGCUAGUUCCCUCAACUCUUGGAGUUUAUAUCAGCUCGGGUUAUAUGUCCAGUUGUCCUUCCAUCACAAGUGAUGAACAAAAUUCGGAUAGUGGGGAUAGGGACACAGAGGGAAGCUUAACAGUGCCCAUUAUUUGA